AUGAGGUUCCAAAUAAGCAACACCGUAGUAGGUGCUCUCAACAUUCUAUCUCUCCUGCUUGGUCUCUCUGCCCUUGCAACCUCCGCUUACAUUCACUUUCACGGAGGCGAUGGUGCCUCUGAUUGCCAGAAGGUUCUCCAGUAUCCUCUCCUCAUUGCUGGAGUUUUCAUUGUCAUCAUCUCUACGCUUGGCAUAGUAGGCUCCCUAUGCCGCAUCAACUUCGCAUUGUAUGCCUAUCUGCUCAUCACCUUCCUCCUUAUUGUGGCUAUGAUUCUCUUUACCAUUUUUGCCCUCUUUGUAACAAACAAGAAGGUUGGCCAGCAAGUCUCUACCAGAGCCUAUGGCGAGUACGUGGUCACUGAUUUCUCUCACUGGCUUCAGCAUUACGUUGUCAACAACAAAAAUUGGGAUGAGGUUAAGAGUUGCUUGAUGGAUGCUGGUGUUUGCCAUGAUCUUGCUAUCCACGGUGGCUUCAACCAUAGCAAUGAAGAUCUCUUUUUCAAGCACUUGUCCACCACGCAGGUAGGGUGUUGUAAGCCACCUGCGAAUUGUGGAUUCAAGAUGAAGAAUGCUACAUACUGGGAAGCUCCAAAGACAGGAGCAAGUUGGGCGAAUAAUUCAGAUUGCAAGACUUGGAGUAACAAAGAGGACAAACUUUGUUAUGAUUGCAAUUCAUGCAAAGGUGGGGUGUUGGCCAAUAUAAGGAACCAGUGGAAGCAUCUCACCAUAUUCAACUCUGUUGUGUGUGUGCUUGUAACCGCCAUUUAUGUUUUGGGAUGCUUUGCCAUAAGGAACAACCGCAUCGACAUGUACAACAAGAACCACACACACCCUUGAUCUCUUUUCAAAUGCUAUGUUUUCUUUAGGCUUCAGGUUCGGACUUUUAUUUUUAU
Arachis stenosperma is the source of this 893-nucleotide messenger RNA. Its product is annotated as tetraspanin-11-like. The transcript has 2 exons. Bases 1 to 837 code for a protein of 278 amino acids. Gene Ontology annotation, biological process: auxin-activated signaling pathway. The record is from RefSeq and is a predicted model, not a curated record. Gene Ontology annotation, cellular component: plasmodesma; plasma membrane. Lineage: Eukaryota; Viridiplantae; Streptophyta; Magnoliopsida; Fabales; Fabaceae.